Molecule: messenger RNA, 2093 nt
Organism: Lindgomyces ingoldianus
Lineage: Eukaryota; Fungi; Ascomycota; Dothideomycetes; Pleosporales; Lindgomycetaceae
Product: Poly(A) polymeras-like protein
Exons: 8
Coding region: 1-1749 (582 amino acids)
Cellular component (GO): nucleus
Molecular function (GO): RNA binding; poly(A) RNA polymerase activity
Source: RefSeq, a predicted model, not a curated record
AUGGAGGGUCAACCGAAGAAGCAGUGGGGCGUCACGAGCGCUAUCUCGGAGGCUCAGCCUGGUCCCAGAGAUCUCGAGCUCAACGACCAGCUCGUCGAGGUGUUAAAGCGCGAGAACAACUUUGAGACUCCCGAGGGCACUGAGAACAGGGUCAAGGUCCUGGGCCAUUUCCAGAAGGUCAUUGAAGAGUUGAUCCGCCGAGUCUGCAAGAAGAAAGGUCUCCCCCAAUCGACCAUCGAGAAUGCUGGAGGGAAGGUGUUUGCCUUCGGUAGUUAUGCGCUUGGAGUGUACAACCCAGGCUCUGAUAUCGACACCCUGGCUGUCGCACCAAAACAUGUCGGUCUCGACGACUUCUUCGACCACUUUCCUCCAAUCUUCAGGGAGAUGUCUUCUGCACCCGACAUCACCGAGUUUGUUCCUGUACGCGAAGCCUACGUCCCUAUCAUCAAGAUGGAAUACUGCGGUGUGAGCAUAGACUUGCUAUUCGUGUCGUUGAACUCCGUGUCAACAGUUCCAAAAGACUUGCAGCUUACGGACAAAAACCUGUUGCGGGGUCUGGAUGACACAGGCAUGAGAAGCGUGAACGGGACGCGAGUGACGACUGAAUUACUCUCUCUUGUACCUCAGGUCAAAGCAUUCAGGCACGCGACAAGGGCAAUCAAGUUGUGGUCUACUCAGCGCGCGAUAUAUGGUGCUGUAUUUGGAUACCCUGGUGGUGUAGCUUGGGCUAUUAUGGUUGCUCGCAUAUGCCAGCUGUAUCCUUUCGCUUGUGGGGCCACUAUCCUCUCCAAAUUCUUUACUCUCAUGGGUAAGUGGCACUGGCCGCGGCCUGUGAUGCUCAAGGCAAUCGAAGAGGGAACUAUGGGUCUCCGGGUGUGGAAUCCUCUGAUAUAUCCCCAAGACAAAUCCCACAUCAUGCCCAUAAUAACACCGGCUUUUCCGUCUAUGUGCGCGACUCACACCGUCAUGCACUCUACAAAGGCGAUAAUGCUAGAAGAGUUCACGCGAGCAGAGAAAAUCGUCAACCUAAUAAUAGCCGGAAAGAAGACCUGGGGAGAUUUGUUCGAACGGCACACAUUCUUCACGAAGGAUCAUAAGUACUAUCUGAGUGUGAUUGCAGCAUGUCGGACCAAGGAAUCACACGAGCUGUUCGCAGGCCUCGUUCAAUCCAAAGUGCGCCUCUUAGUCAAAGGGAUCGAUGACUCCGGAGCUGGUGUCGAGAUUGCACGUCCAUAUGUCAAGUCUUUCGAACGUGUUCAUCGCUGCCAUACUGAAGAGCAGAUCGAUCGAAUAAUCCAAGGCAAUAUGGCCUUUCAAAUCAGUAGUGAGGAGGCUGCUGUGAAUGGAUCUUCCGAAAAAGCGGAGAAUGGGGAGAAUGCAGAGGAGGUACACACCAUCUACACGACCACUUUCUACAUUGGCCUCACCUUGGCCGCAGACGGUGGCAAGCAGCUUGAUAUUUCAUAUCCAGUUUCCGAGUUCAAAAGAUUCAUUACGAUGUCCGACAUCUACGAGCAGGAAACGAUGUCAGUUCGUGUGAUUCAUACUCGAAAUUAUGAUCUCCCUGCAGACGUUUUCCUACCGGGAGAGACCCGUCCGACAAAGCCGGUCAAGGAAAAGAAGAAGAAACAUUCGAGUAAGGGCGCAAAGCGCAGUUUUACUGAGACUGAACUCGACAACACACAGAACGCGCUAGCAAAGCGCCGACAAUCCGAGAUCAACGGAGUGCCGACUCCUACCCCGGCUUAGACUGCCUUGUUCAUGUUCAAGGUUUCACAGUCUGUCCAUUGCAGACGAAUUCUUUUCCAACUUCUAACACUGUAUUUGUCCAGUCACGACUCCGAGCGGCCGCCACAUGAAGUAGCGCUAGUAGAAGGCAACCCUCAUAUAUCUCCGGCGAAUAGACCGCUAUUCAACCUACCUACCGCACCGGCCCCGGCUUCCCGAUCCGAUGUCAAUUCAGGUUCGUAUCAUUGCCAUGCUCGGAGCUCUAAUACCAGAAACCAGAAAAAAAAAAAGUAGAAAAUUGACACCAGUCAUGUGUCACAAAACCAAAAGGUUUGUCCCGAAACGGGCAGGGUUCAAUCAAACGG